AUGUACAAAAAGUUGCAAAACCUUUCCAACCGUGAAGAAAAGAACCUGAAAUUAAAAUAUUACUGUCAGCUGAUCGAAGACGCGAAGGAAGAUGGCAGCAGAAUGUGGCGAGUAAUCAAAAAAAUACUUCCAAGUAAUAAAGGGUCAGCUGUAUUUUCUGUUUUUGUUGAAGAAAGAUUGCACACUGACGAACAAUCUGUUGCAAAAAUUAUGAAUGAUAUCUUUGUGUCUAUUGGUAAAACACUAUCAAAGGCCUUUGGUCGUAUGACCCGUGUGAAUUCUGUUGUUUGCUCACCGUCCAUUAAUUUUAAUCUGAAUAAUGUCUCCGACGAUUUUGUUAGGGACGCCUUAAAAUCAAUAAAAAUGAAUAAAGCCGUUGGUUUGGAGAAGCUGAGCGCCCGCUUAUUAAAGGUUGCCUCCGAUGUUAUCUCUCUAGUCUUUACAGAGUUGAUAAAUAAAUCGUUCUCAGAUGGGAUUUUCCCUAAGAUAUGGAAAUCAGCAAGGGUUUCGGCAUUGUUUAAAGGAGGCGAUAAAUCUCGAAAGGACAAUUACCGUCCUAUAUCAAUCUUGUAA
Dendronephthya gigantea is the source of this 573-nucleotide messenger RNA. RefSeq lists its product as uncharacterized. The coding region runs from base 1 to 573 and encodes 190 amino acids. Lineage: Eukaryota; Metazoa; Cnidaria; Anthozoa; Malacalcyonacea; Nephtheidae. The record is from RefSeq and is a predicted model, not a curated record. The transcript has a single exon.